CAACUUUCUCUACUAUCUGACUUCACAGUAUAUUACAGUUUACACGCCACACUUUAUACUUUCUAUUCCCUGGAAUAAAAACAAUCUCUCUCACAGUUGAUCGACGCUUCUCUCAAAGGUGGUGUUGACGAGAGUGAUGAGUGAUGACACAAGGUAAGGUAUUUCCCUAAAAAGACGUCCUCAUUAAGUCCUUUUCCCACUCCCACUCUCUCUUUCUUAUUGUAAGAUGUAACCGCAGCAGAACUCCCAAUAAAUACUCUUUAUUGUGACUGGGUGAUGUGUUGUCUGCUCUCUCUAACUUAAUUACCAUUCCCGCCUGUUAAUGAAUCCUCACAUCUCAUCUCAUCUCAUCUCUCUCUCUCUCUCUCUCUCUCUCCACCUCCGACCUCUCCCACCACUCUCUCUCUAUUUCUCCGGUUAAAACAUCGCUGCUGAUUUCCACCGCUUCAAUUUAGGCCUGGAACUCACUAUGCCACUUACAAUCUCUUCUUACUUGAAGGAAUUCACGGGUUCAAAAGCUUCAGCCGUUACAGUCUUUUGAGUUUGCAGCAAAAUCGAAAUGGGUUGUUGUAUCAGCACCAAUGAGAGUGGUGAAGAGAAGCUAGCUUCCCCAAAGCACCAGCAUUUAUCGGAGAGAGCUUUGGUGCCGGAGCUUGACUCCUCUUGCGUUAGAAGGGCCAACGGCAAAGCUCCUCCACCUGCACCUCCUCCGGUUGAAGAGGAGACUGUGAAGGAAGUACUGUCGGAGACUCCCAAACCCAAGCUCCUCCCUUUCCCGAAGAUUCACAACGAGAAGAUCCGGAAGCCCUCUUUGCUGGACCUUGAAGAGGAGAGUGUGGAGAAGAAAGCUCCAUCCAACGCAGUGGAAGAUGCCUCUGAAAUGUCGGAGAUCUGUAGCGUAAGCGAGAGCCUCUCCACGACGACCAUGACAGAGAGGAAGGACGACGAAGAGAGGAGCCGGGAUGACGGAGAAGUACGGCAGAGAGUGGAUAGAUCUCCGGGUAAAGUCCCUAAAAAACGCUUUGCUUCAGGUGAUUUGGCCGGGAGGACAGAUAAGGGAGGCAGGUCUCCUGUCAGAAGAUUCGAACCGUCUCCCGGCAGAAGAACCGACAAUGCCAUCAGAUCGGUUCACAGCAAGGAAAUGAACCAUGCAACGCGACGACGGAUAUCUGGCAACAAUGGACUAAAGCAAGAUCCCGGUGACAGUUCCGGUCGGAGGUCGAGGUCACCAGCCACACGUCCGGUUGAGUCAGGAGCGGCUCGGUCAACCAUCGGCCGCAGCCCGUCAUCGAGGAGACCCGGGAUGUCCCCAGGCCGAGUCCCGCCGCUGCCUCAGGAACCUGACCAGAAGUUAGAAGAAACAAAAGACGGAAACUGGCAGACUAACGAGUCCCUUGAAAACCCUCACGUUUCGUUAGAAUGCUUUAUAUUCCUGUAAUAGUUUCUCUACUUUUUCAGAUUUCAUCUAGACUGUAUUUUCUGUACUUGCGCAGAUGUAAUGAAAUUGGGGAUAAGAUGAAAAGAUCUCAUCAGAGAAGGCCUUUUCGGCCGGAAAGAAAAUGUGGGUCGCUGUCAACGGGAAUAAGUAGUUAACAUAUUGAUUGUUCAGUUAGCCGGUUGGGUUGUCCGUCGCCGGUGAGGUUGUAGGUCAGAAGUAGCCGUUAGUUGUGUGAUGGCUCACUCUUUCUACUCAUUCUGUAAAUAGUAAUUGAUUGAAAAA
Nelumbo nucifera (sacred lotus) is the source of this 1720-nucleotide messenger RNA. RefSeq lists its product as uncharacterized. The record is from RefSeq and is a predicted model, not a curated record. Lineage: Eukaryota; Viridiplantae; Streptophyta; Magnoliopsida; Proteales; Nelumbonaceae.